AUGACCUCGGACGGAGGAGCUAAGAUACGUAAAGCCAUCGACACCGUGCAAGACAGCUUUUAUGUAGCAUUUAGCAUUGAAAAGUUGAUCGUCAGUAGCAGUGCUUCGGGUCCGUUCCUGCAACGAAUUGCCACGCUAACUGAGCAGAUUUCGUACAUGGCCUAUAAGGAUCCCGUGUUCCAACUGCCGGCAGACAACACACUCACCGAAAUCGAAAUUGUCAAUGCCGUAAUGCUUCGGUCGUUAGUAGCUGGCACGAACCGUCAUUUGACGCGACUAUACGUGGAGAACUGUCUUCUCGAUCGUAUACCACCGACACUCUCCAAUAUGAUCGAGUUGGAGGAGCUGUUUAUCAUACAGUGUGCAUUGACAGCGCUGCGCCUAGAGGUGCUGGUGAACAAUCCUAAACUCACCACCAUCGAUCUGACGCGUAAUCGAAUUCGUCAACUGUUUCCGAUCACCACGCCACCGAAAACUAAGCUAUCUGUAACAUCCCUGAGCUUGGUUGCGAAUCAGCUAGAACAUCUCGAUAUGUCCAUGUUUGCCUUCAUGCCAAAACUGGAACUGUUCGAUGUGCGAGGUAAUCGGAUCGUCCGCCUUGAGGCUACGGCACCAGUAACCUAUGGUUCGCUCAUCCAAAUACUUCUGUCUUCCAACAAUAUUACGCAGUUCGAUACGCGCAAUCUUACUCUUCCGGUAUUACGUUCGCUGUACAUCGACGAUAACGCACUCACCGAACUUCCCACACAUUGGGGCAAGCUACCAAAUCUCGUUUACCUCGGGUUUGAUCGAAACUAUCUGAAACGAAUCGAUAUGAGUUUCUUUGGAAAGUUCCCAACAUUAAAUGCAAUCUUUAUCUGCGAAAACAACGUUGAAACGAUCCGCACCUCCACACCGAUCACGAUGCCAGAGCUAGAUAUCAUGCUGUUCGAAAGCAAUCAGAUUGUGUCGGUGAAUUUUACUGGCUGUAAUUUCCCUAAGAUGAACAUUAUUUCAUUGAUGAACAACCGUCUCACCACGAUUCCGCCACUGUUUCAACGAUUUUCUGAAUCGCGACUGACAAUGGAAGGCAAUCCGAUUAAAUGUUCCAGCAUGACGGUGUUUAAGAGCAAAAUCACUGAUUUUCAACUUCGCGUGACCACCGGCACUACGCAGUCCGACUGUCCCACAACUUCAUCGAUCGUACUGGAUCAAGGUCGGCUAGCUUGCUGUGACGCUUAA
Messenger RNA from Anopheles coluzzii, 1221 nucleotides. Its product is annotated as leucine-rich repeat protein soc-2-like. Gene Ontology annotation, molecular function: protein binding. The transcript has a single exon. NCBI's taxonomy places the organism in Eukaryota, Metazoa, Arthropoda, Insecta, Diptera, Culicidae. Bases 1 to 1221 code for a protein of 406 amino acids. The record is from RefSeq and is a predicted model, not a curated record.